AUGUGCCCUUACCUCAGGUUUUCCCAGGCUUUGGCGAAUCUUCUGAAGGCAGCUUUAGUCGUGUCAGCUUUGGCAGUGAGUGUGUUGAGAACGACCUGCACUGCUCCGCUUGAGUUCCCAGAAGACUGGGAAGACGAUGCACCCGAAAUUGCCACAGCUCGGACGCCUAUGGACUUGGAGUCUGUGGAGCGGUCAAACAGGGAAGUGGCAGGUUUGAUGCGAGACAUUUUCGGAAGCGACGAUUCUCACGUCGAGAAUGUGGAAUCGAGGACAGCUUCGGCCUCGGCUGCGCCCUGUGAGCAGGCGGCUCCUUCGAUCCCCGAUCUUGACCAGGCUAUGUCGUUUGCACAUGCAGAUGCCUCUGCAGAUGGGAUUAGCUUAGCAGCUUCAGGAGAGUUUGUGUCGACCGCUGGUGUCGCUGAUGAUGCGCUGGGUUCCUUUGUAGGAGGGCUCGUCAAGCAAGAUGUUGCUAGAUUCGGCAGACUCGACGAUGGUCUUAAGCUUCCGUGGGAGAGUGAGUUCUCCAAGCUGCUUUUCGAUCCAGAUUGCAUGUGGGACCCGUUGCAAGGCCGAAAGCAGGACUCGAUUUUUCCGCCCAUCACGCGUAAUGCCCAGGCUGCCCAUCGACCUCCAGCAGGACCCAAGGAGGCUCCUUCAGGUUCGAUUUUCGCUUGGGCCAUUGCGUUGGGUGCUGCAGCUCGCGAUCCCGCCGCAGAGCGAGAGCGAAAGAGGGAGCAAGGGAUCGGAAUGUGGAGUAGGCUUGCGCUGAGGUAUUCCGAGUGCUGCUCCCUUUAUGAGUGUGUCUCUCAAGGGUUGAGUGGCAGAGAAGCGGGCUAUGAGGAUGUUUUGGUGGCUGUCUCGGCCGCUGUGGGAGUGAAGUCACCGCACGCCAUUCACAAGCGUGCUGCAUCCUUUUGGACCUUUGUUCGGUGGUUGGAUGUCCACGAGCCCUUGGCCCCAAGCAGGCUGCAUGAGGUGCAGGUGUGGAAUUUUGUGCAGUUCCUCAAGGAAACUUCUGCGCCGGCCUCCAAGGCCGCUUCGGUCCUGAGCGCUUUCAGGUUCGCUCACUUCGUGCUGGGGUUCCGGUUGUCGGGAAUCGUUGAUUCAAAGAGGAUUGCUGGUGCCACUGAACAGCAGCUUGUCAAUGUGCGCAAGCUUCGCCAGGCGAAAGAUCUUACAGUGCAGCUUAAGACCAAGCUCUUGCCGAUCUUGGUUCCCAUGAUAGGGGUCCAUGGAAAGUGUUGGAUUGACGAAGCCUUGACCGCUUUUCGGAACGCGGGGAGAAGCCUGACUUCGGUUCGGGGUCCGCUGACCUUAGCACCUGCCGACGAGUCAGGGGUCGUCUCCUCGAGGAGGUCCAUCGCUUCAGCUGAAGUGGGCAAGAUGUUGAGAGCCUUCUUGGGUUUGCCUGAGGAGGUCACCGAUCCUUCGGACCUGAAAAGCAUCUUGGGGAGGCAUGCUUCCUCAGUCAAGACAACGCAAGCCAUCUACAGCAGAGAGCUGUCGGCGGCGCCGGUGAGGCGGCUUCAGGACAUGAUUAGGGAGGUUGCAGCGGGGAACUUCUUCCCUGAUAACAGUCGCUCGAGUUACUUCCCGAGGCGAGCCGCUAGUGAUGGGGCGUUCCCGUCCAAAGGAGCUGAGAAGCCCGACCCUGUCAAAGUUGAGGUGGUCAGCAGCGACGAUUCUGAGGCAGGGAACUCUGUUUCUUCAGACAAUGAGUGCAGCGACUCUUCCCAGUCAUCGCAGUCCUCCUCCUCGUCAUCUGCGAGCGAGGCGGUUCAGCCUGCUGUUCGCAGGUGGAAGCGAGCUAAAGUCGAGGUGCCAGACCAGGUGUGGUAUGUGAACACUUCGAGUGGGGUCUUGCAUCUGCUUGCUAGCCCCGAUGAUGUUCCGAUGCUGCUCGCAUGUGGGCGACCCGUAAGUGGGAACUAUCGUGAAGCGACGAGGGCCGAAGUCAGUCGUGGCAAAGAUCGCGAAAGCCUCAGGGCGCUCGCGGACCAUGGGAUCGAUACUUUGAGCAAGCUGGCUUACUCUUGCGGUCAACCGGGCACGCCUUUGCCUCAAUCUGAGUUUGAUGACUUCAUUUCCACAGUAAUGCCGGCGGCACUCUUGGGUGAGAAAGGAAGCGUGAAGCGACUUCUUUUCGAGAGUCAGGCACUCUUGCUUAAUGACCUCAGGGAACAGGUGACCCAGCCCGAUAAGUGGUCUACACGUGACGUCCCGACAGUUGAGCGUCAGAAGAGGAUGGAAGCAGUGCGUGCCAGCAUACCGGGUGUUGUGCUUGAGGGGUCAUUGGAGCCCUCCCACGGGCUCUUGAAUGCAGCUUGUCGAAUGGAAAGAGAGGGGCAGCUUCGCUACAUAGCCCCCGAGCAGUGUGGCACUCGCAUGUAUGAGAUUCAGAAUGUCAAGGCCCAGAGUAAAGUCCUGUCUUUGGAAGAGGGCAAGUUGGCGAUUUCUGAGGAGAAAGGGUUGCCCGAAGUUGCCUGCGGGUCAGCUUUGUUAUUGCAGGAGGCUCUGAAGCGCCGAGGUGUGGCUCUCCAGUUCGCCGGUGUCGCCAGCUAUGUGGCUCAUGAACGUUAUGUGCUCAAACUCUUUGGGCAUAUGGGGCGAGAGCCCCCGCCAGGCUAUGCCAGGACCAGUGUGCACCAACUCCUUACGGCAGACAGGCAGGUUUGGACGCGAAUGAUCGAAAACGAGAUCAGUCCGAAAAGGAGUGCAGAUGGGACGUACCCUGUCGAUCGGGCUUUGCUCCCCACACUUGAGACAUUCGACGUCACUGUAGCUCUCCUUCCGCGAAAGUCAGAGGAAAGCAAGAAGAGGGUCGCCGCGCCACAUAAGCCCGGGGUUGAGAGGGAUCCCAAAAUCGCGAAGCCCCCCAAGGGCAAAGGGAAGGGCAAGAAGGGCACUUGGCAGCCCAGUGUGCCAGAGGCCAUCCGUAAGCUGGGUGGAGUUGCCGAGACUCCCGAUAAGAAGCGCAUUUGUGUUCCGGAAGGUUUUGUACCGACCGAUGACAGUGGGGCCGCUGUUACAUCAGUCACAUCGACCUCAGCUGGAGGUCAGGAUUCACCGAUGCCAGAUUCCAUUCAGCUUGAUUCGCCGGGGACAAUAUCCGUUGAGCCGGUGCACCCAGCUGAUCAGUUUUGUUCACAGCUUCGGGAAGGAAAGCUUGCCGAUGUUUUGCAAUUGAUCACCCUGCUUGAGAGUGAGACCCCAGCGAGGGGUCAAGAGGCACCAAACACUUUCUCCUGGACUUCAGGAGCAUAUGCCAAAGGACCGCUCAAAGGCGUCAGGAAACACACCUCUGUUUUCCCAGCUUGUGCGCGCUUGUUGUGUAAGCUUGUGCUGCAAACUUUUCCAGAUGCCGACUUCACUGCUGUUGCGAUUUAUAAAAACCUUCAGACUGCCUUGCAUGUCGAUGUAAAUAACGGGAUGGGGUCGCAAAACUACUUGAUUCCGAUCACCGCAUUCCAAGGAGGAGAGGUCUGGCAAAAAGGGCCUGGCAACGACAUCGUGCAGGAUGAGCUGGGGUUUAGCCUCUCUGGGUCCUUAGUUCGGGUUGCCGAUGGGCCGUGUACCCUAAACCCCCGUGAAACCCACCGCACCAUGCCUUGGACUGGCGACCGGGUGCUGCUUGUCGCCUUCAAGCCUAAUCACGCUGCAAGCUUGUCUCCGGAGUACCGCCGACGCCUGCUGGAAGCAGGGUUUCCAGAAAGUGCAUUCGAUUCAGCGUCGUGCUCUCAGGGCCGCGACUCUACCCGCCCGCGGGGUGUGGUCCCAGCCCACUUGGAUGAACUGCCUUCUAAGCCCAGCGAUAAUUCUGCUUGCAUCCCCGAUGCCGUCCCUGAUCCUGUAACCUGGUGCGACCCCUUAGUCAUUGAAUUGUUUUCGGGGUCCGGUCGGGUGACUGCCUGUCUCAAACAGUUGGGACUAUCAGCCGUCGGGGUAGAUGCUGACAAGCGCAGGGCCACCUCAACCUGCCUACAGGCCGAUCUGGCCACGCCCACAGGACAGGAGUUGUGCAUGGAGUGGCUAUCUUCGCCUAGAUUAGCCGGCCUCUUUGUGACUCCGCCUGCUCACUUGACCGGUGCUAUGGGUCAGUUCUUGGCAGCAGCCUUGCUACAUGUCCUCGGCCGAGGGGCGGUCUGCGUUUUGGCCCAGCCGGGCGAUGGGACGUUUUGGACAUCUGACUGCUGGAGCAAGGUCUCCUCCAAUUUUACUUUUGUGUCCUGCCACGAAUGCGCAUAUGAGGGCAACCACUUGAGUACAACCAUUUUCGCUGUCACCGAUCGUUCAUUUUCGAAGCUUGCUAGGUUUUGCCCGGGCAGCCCGUGCCGACAGGAGCGUAUGUCCGAAUGCAAAUUGCAUGGCGCCUACCCCGUGCGUCUGGCCAUGCAGGUGGCUUGCUGUUUUGCUCAGCACUUCGUGCGAAAGGGCUGGCGAUCGCCCCCACAAUCUUUUGAUGCUUUCGAUCCUCGCUUGGAAGUUCCUAUGUCCCGUGCUUUGGCUGGUGCCCAGCCUCGUGCCAGCAAGAUACCGCCACUAGUUAGUGAGCAUCAGCGGGUCAUAGUCUUGCAGCACCCUCCGGGGCUCGUGCUUCCCUGUCAGCCAAUGCAACGACUCAGCAAGCCGUGGCCCGUGCCGCCACAGUGUGGUGCCACCCUGGCACACAUCCCGGCAAAAGCUCAGCUGCUCCGGCACGUGCCAAUAGUCCAAGAUGGGGGGAAAGAACUGGUGAAAGUUGAUUCCUGCGAAAUGGCUUGGGGGUUACCCUGGGAGCCUGAGGAGUUCAUGCGGAAGGCGUCCGAAUCAUGUCACCCAAGGUCGAUGGGCUCUGCGCUCCCGGCCCCCUUGAAUGAUACUCUUGAAUCCUUGGACAAGUUGGGAGACGCCGAAGUCUCCGCUUUGAGGGCUAGGGUAAUCAAGGAGUGGUUGCACUUGGCGACUUCGUUGUCAUCCAAUGAAGCGGAGCUGAAGGCCAGCAUGCACCCUGAUGUUCGUGAAAUUACAGCAUCCAAACGCAUCCUUUUGUGGGAAGCUUUGCUUAAGAAAUACGAUUAUCCAGACCUGUGUGUGUCGAGCCUUCUCAAGGAAGGCGUCCCGUUAGUGGGGCAUGCGCCAAUUUCGGGAGUCUUUAAACCAAAGUUCAAGCCCAUGCAAGCCACGCCGAAGCAGGUAAGGGAGGAUUCAAAAGUUUUUCGGGAAAAGGCUAAAAAUUCCCUUAAGGCCCAGGAUCCCGCCUUGGCAGCCGAAGUUUGCACCAAGACUGAGAAGGAGCGAGAAGCAGGAUGGAUCGUUGGUCCCAUGUGCGAGUCCAGCUUGUGCGAUGGGAUCUUGGUUAGCCGUCGGUUUGGAAUCCAGCAAGGUCAGAAGGUCAGGUGCAUUGACAAUUUGACUUCGUCGGGGGUGAACCUCGCGGUGCAGGCCUAUGAGGCUCCGCAACCUCAAUCUACUGAUGUGGUUGCAUCCACGUGUCUUCGGCUGCUGAAAUCCAUCAAAAAGAGGGCAGGCAAAGUCUUGUUCAAAAUCUUAGGCAAGGCGUUCGAUCUUACUGCAGCUUACCGGCAGAUGCCAGUCCACCCAGACAGGGCCUGGGCAGCGUACAUCUGCUUCGUGCAUCCAGACACGAAUGAGCGGGUGUACUUUAGGAUGAAAGCCAUGCCCUUCGGAUCGGCAAUGGCAGUCUACGCUUUCCUUAGGAAGAGUCAUUCCUUGUGGUUCCUAGGUGCAAAGGCAUUGCUCUUGCCUUGGUCGUCGUUCUUCGACGAUUUCGUUACUUUUGCGACGACAGGGUGCUCUGCGUCGGCAGAGGCGUCAGUGACGGCAAUGUUCAAACUCCUAGGUUGGGCGUUUGCCGAGUCAGGUGAAAAAUCGAAUGACUUUGCUGAGCGUUUCCAGGCGCUUGGUAUCAUGGUCGAUUUGCGUGCAUGCCUUGAUGGCACCAUAAGCUUCAAGAACACUGCAAAGCGGGUUUCCGAGAUCAAGGCGUUCGUGGGCAAGGUGCUUGAGUCAGGUAGGUUGCCGCAUCACGAGGCACUCAGGCUCAGAGGUAGGUGCCAGUUUGCCGACUCGCAAAUCUUCGGCCGUACUGGAAAGAAGUGUUUGGGGUUGAUCACCGCGCAUGCUUACGGCUUUGACGAGGUCAUCAGUCGUGAACUCAGGAUCUCUCUCGAGAGGUUCUUGCUUCGUCUCGAGGACGGGGCCCCGCGUCUGAUCAAGAUCCUUGAGGGAGGAUCGUGGCAUGUGUACACAGAUGCUUCGUAUGAACCAGGGGCAGGAAAUAGUUUCUGCGGCCUAGGUGGGGUUUUAGUGGAUCCUAAUGGGUUACCUCGAGAAUUCUUUUCAUUCGUUUUGAGCGAAGCACAGAAAAAUUUUCUUGGUGAGCAGAAUUCUGCCCAGAUCAUAUUCCAGGCGGAGAUGCUAGCAAUGGCUGUGGCGCUAGACGUUUGGUUGGAGGACUUGACGGGGCACACGGCAAUCUUCUUUGUGGAUAAUAACGGUGUGCGUGAUGCAGCUAUCUCUGCAAAUGCCCGAGCAUCAGUCGCGAGGAGACUUCUUGAGGCGUUUCUUCAGAAAGAGCAUAGCUCAGCGAUCAUUCCUUGGUUCGCCAGGGUACCAUCCUCUUCGAACCCGGCGGAUGAACCGUCCCGGGUGGAGUGCGACAGCUUGAACUUGUUGGGGGUGCAACUCCUCAGGUCGAAUGUCUCUCGGAAAGUGGACAACUGCUUGAAGGACGUUCAGGGUCUUAAGUAA
Symbiodinium sp. CCMP2592 is the source of this 6750-nucleotide messenger RNA. The record is from the annotation of a GenBank genome assembly. NCBI's taxonomy places the organism in Eukaryota, Dinophyceae, Suessiales, Symbiodiniaceae.